AUCAACAGCAGAGGGCAGCAGGGAGCUCCAGCAGCCGCAGCAUGAAGAAUCCGGAGGAGGAAGAUGGGGGAGGAAACAAAGAGGAGUGUUUGUAUUUAAAGGGUGUGUUCCUCGCCAUGGUUUGUAAGAGCGGUGGGAAGCUCCAGGAUUUGGUGUUUUAUGCUGAGAGCAGCGAGGAGCUGAAGGUCAAAGCAGGGUCACUGUGAGCGCUUUAUCCAGGUGUGUUGAGAUGCAGGGUGGCAACAGCAGCUUGACUCAGCAGCUCAGAGAAAGAUGGCUGACCUUAAUGAACCGCCUUCAAGAGGAUCCCAAGAUUGCGCAGGUGAUAAGUACAAAGGCUGGGCAGUACCUCCGCAGUCGGCCUUUCUUAGCUCUCGCCCUGCUGUUGUUCAGCGCCAUGGCUGCUCUACCUGUUGGGCUCUUCCUCUUUUUUGCCCUCAUUACGAUAGUUAUGUCAGUUGUGGGAUUUGUCUUCUUUGAGGUGUUUCUGCUGUUUGUUGGAGGAAUGACUCUGGUGUCUGUGCUCUCCGGCAUCGCCCUCUUCUCCCUGGUGGUCUCGGUCAUCGUUACCGGUGUGUUUGUCACCAUUCCCAACCUGCUGAAGCGUUCUUACCCUCAUGUGACAAAGAGGAAGGAGAGAGAAGAAGAGACUCCAGGACUGAAGCAGCAGUAGGGAAAUGACGCCGUCUUCUCUCUGACUGGAGUUUUGACGCCGCUCAACAGAAGAUGGUCAGGAUCUGAGCCGCUAAGCUCAAAACCUCUGCCAACAUCGCUUCUUUAUGAACAUCAAGUGUCCUUGCUGCUUUCAGUGACAGGAGUGUGAAGUUUUAUCUGUUUACAGUGCAAUACGUGUGAGUUUUUAUAGUGCUCACUUCUCCAGUUUGGGCUUAAGAACUGAUCUCUGUUGAACAGGUCAAAUCUUCACCCUGUUUCAGGACAGUGAUGCAGCUACAGCCGCACAUUUUGUCCAAAUCUGUUCUAGGUCCAUUUUUAGUUACAAAAACUAUGCAUAAUAUUUAUAUAAUUUGUUAAAUAAUAAUAUUACACAGUGAAAAGCGUAUCAGAUCACUAGUCUCCUUUUUUUAAGGACAUAAAGCUGUUUUAUUAGAUUUCUAGAAAUCUAAUAUUCCUUAUUCUUACAAAAAAAUCCUAGGGGCAAAUGUUGUGGUACUAAGAGCUGAGACCACACUUAAACUAAUCGGAGCAUUAAACAUUUAGUCAUCCUCAUGUUAACUGAUGUUUGAUGCUUUCUGGCCUGGAGGAGGAGAGAUUGUAACCCAGAUUUUAUUUUUCAUGUGCCCUCUCCUGUCAAAAUGUCUACAUUUAUGUUAAGAAUUGUUUCAGGUUUUUUGUUUGGUAUUUGUUUGUUUGUAUUUUGCAUCAUAUUUAUCAUCCGAGUUUUAAUUUUGCUCUCAAUGCAUUAAUACUAACACAUCAGUCAAUGAAGUAAAAGCAUUUUUAUUUUGCAUUCUUUCAUUCAUAAUUACAUAGGAUUUAAAAUAAAAUGCAUAUGUGGAAAAACUACUUUCUGACAAUAACAGCUCAGUUUUAGAAGGAAUGUGUUUAUUGUAGUGCUUCAGGGAACCAAAACACAUAAUGCUGAUGAUUAAAGGGUUAGUUUUUUCUUAUCGUAUCAUUUGUACUUGAAGUGUGACCAAAGUAUCAAACAUUUGAUCAUGUGAAUGAACAUUUGAACACUGACGAAAAAAAAUAUUCGCCAAUUUCAAUCUCUAUUAACAAGUUCAUUGUAUUCUGUGUUCCUCAUUUAGAUUAUUAUCAUGAACUUCAGACUAAGCUGCUUUUUCUAAAGGUUUGUUCUAAAACUCUGGUUGUCAUGUUUUGAAGUACAGUUUUGUAAAAUCUGUUAAGACAUUUUGUGCAUAACUAACAUAUUUUGCUUUCUUUCUUCAUUUGAGUUUUCCACGUAUUGGAAAGAAAUAAAUGGAUUUUGUUUAAAACUUUC
Messenger RNA from Gambusia affinis (western mosquitofish), 1963 nucleotides. RefSeq names its product lipid droplet assembly factor 1-like. The coding region runs from base 230 to 673 and encodes 147 amino acids. NCBI's taxonomy places the organism in Eukaryota, Metazoa, Chordata, Actinopteri, Cyprinodontiformes, Poeciliidae. The record is from RefSeq and is a predicted model, not a curated record. The transcript has 5 exons.